AUGGGCGGUGCGAAGGACCCCGCGGGCCUCCCCACAGCGGGCGGGGACGCGGAAGACCGGAGGACGCAGUGGACUGCUUUCCCCCCCGCGAGCUCUGGGGGAUGUGUGGGCGCGCAGAGAACGGCCCCCGACUGCGAGAAAGAGACGCGGGAGAUCUUGGAGGCCUACGAGGCUGCGAGACUGAAGAUGCUCGCCAAAAGCGACGAGGAAGCGAUGUACGCCGCAGUCUCCAACUCCGUUCAUGAGGGCCAGAGAGUCAUCGGGAAACUCGACGCCGUCAGCCGCAGGCUCCUCGAGACCGCCUGUCUCUCCUCGAAGGCGAAGGCCGACUCGACCGCCGCACCUUCCGCUUCGAGCGGAGGAGAGGGCAGCGAGGACGCAGGGGCGGCGGAAGGCAUGUCCGAGGCGACGACGGUCGCCCCCGCGGUCUGCCCUGUCUCCGCGACAGCUGGAGGCGAGAGGCAAGGCGAGCCCGCGGGCGCCAGCAAGCUCGACCGAGACGAGAUGCAGGCUAAGCUGUGGGAGAGCGAGCGCGAGAUGAACAUGAAGGACGAGGAGAUCGGGCGCACGCUGCAGGCCGUCGCCGACGCGCAAGCGGAGCUCGCCCGAUGCAGACAGGAGCUCCAGGCGUCUCGCUCGGAGGCCCUGGAGGCCACGAAGAAGGCGACCGUCGCGCAGAGAAUGAUUCGGUUCCUCCAGCAGAAACGGAGAGAAGACCGCGAGAAGUGGCGAGAGCAGACGGAGGAUUUCGAUAGAAGGAAACAGAGCCCCAGCGAAAGCGAAACGGGAGGCGGAGUCGAAGCGACACAGAUCUCCUCGAUGUCGUCUGGCGGACAGGGACAACAAUUGCGACAAAAACGAUCCAACCAGUCCUCGUCCUCCGCUUCCUCUUCGUCUUGCUCUUCCUCCUCUUGUUCUUCAUCCUGUCCCUCCUCUUGCUCCUCGUCCGGUUCUUCAUCCGGCUCUUCUUGCUCUUCAUCUUGUUCUUCUUCUUGCUCGUCUUCGGGUUCCUCUUCUCUCCUGUCGUCGUCUUCGUCUUCGUCUCUGUCUGCCGCGCCGUCUGGGUCGGACUUCCGCGGCUCCGCGGCCUCGUCUUUGCCUCUGCAAGCCCCGUCGGCGGAUGACGACUUUCCCGCGGAGUUGCAGCGGCUCCUCGAGCAGGAGUACGACGAGGAGACACAGAACUACGAGAGGCGCAUCGAGGAGCUUCAGGCGCUGCUGGCAGACCGGAACUCGGAGGUGCAGCACUUGGAGGUCAAGGGGGAGGCGCUGCGCAACGAGAUCGCGUUUCUUCGCUCCCUGACGGAUGAGCUGAAGAAGGCCCGCGGCGUGGAAGAAGAAAAGAUGCUGGCGACGCUCCGCGAGCAGCUGGAGGAGGCUGAACAAACCAGCCUGCGCGUGGGCAAGGAGAAAGAGCAGCUGCGAAGCGAACUCGAUCGCGUGCGCGCCUCGUUCACGAAGCAACUCGCGGCGCUCGAGACGCUCAACUGCCGCCUGCAGAAGGAAAAGGAGCUCCUCGCCGAGCGAGAGGAAAACCAGCGCCGCUUCCAGCGCGAAGACUGGGAGCGAAUGGAACGCGAACUGCACAUCCUCAGGUGCGAGAAAGAGGCCGGCGAAGCCGAGCUCCUCGCGCUCUCCAGCGCCAAAAUCGCGGCGGAAAUGCGAUGCCAGAAACUCGAGCAGCAGCAGGAACACCUCAAACUGCAUCAAGAGAGGCUCUGCGGCAACCUGCUUCAGCUCAAAUGCCAAGCGCAGGGCCUCGCUCUCACGCGAAAGUGCAACGCAACCAGCCGACACAGACACGCACUCGCGAAGGUCGCCUCAGAAGGCGACUGCGAAAGCUACCAAGAAUCGGCGUCUGCCGGCGGUCUAGCGUCGUUGCCUCGGGGCGAGUUUCCUUCUUCAGACCUCUCCUCAUCAGAAUCGAGGCGCACGCCAGGCCUCUUGUCCGCAUCCUCUUCGUCCUCCGUUUCGUCGUCUUCAGUGUCUUCUUCGCUGAGCAGCAGCGCGUCCCCAGACCCGUCGAGUGCCUCCUCUUCGGGUUCCUUGGUGCCUGCCCCGGACUCCCUUCUCUCUCGCUCUUCUUCGUCCCGCACCCCUCUGUCGGGCGGCGAAUCCUCUCAAGCCUCCUCGAGCCACACUGCCUCCUCGAGCGGGUCCUCCGCGCUGCAGAGCUCUUUAUCGCCCUCGCAAUCCUCCUCGUCUGCGCCUGCAUCCUCUUCGUCGGCAUCGUCUGGGAACUGCUUGACAAGCAGCACGAGUCGCGUGGCACGCUCGGGUGUGUUGACCGCUUCCUCGCGGGUCUCGCGGGACUCGCCUCCACGCCGGCCUCUCUCGUCUUCCUUCUCUUCAGUCAGCCAUCCGCUGCUCGCGGAGUCGCAGCAGUCCGCAAGCUUUUUCACGCGCAUCUCCUCGCGUCUGCAGUUGAUGCGCGAGGAGUCUGAGCUGCGCCAGCGCUCCCUGCCUUCGCUGCCGCCGUCGUCGGUCUCUCUCGGCGACGCGGAGACAGGAGGCGGCCCUCCGCGACAUCGCGAGAGCGAGUUUUCUAAGCCGCCAGAGAAGGAUUCGGUUGUAGCCCCGAGAAGCGCCUCGCACGAGAUCUCCUCUUCCUCCGAGGGGACUCUGCUUUCGACGUCAGUUCGCGACCAGAUCGAGAAGAACGCAGGCGGCCUCGCGGCCUCCCUCUCGUCUUUGGCGGGCGCGGGGACGAAGGAGACGACGUUCGCUGCGCGAGCCGAAGCGGGACACCUGCGCGGACUUCCCUCGACAGGCGAGAACGGCAAUUCCAUCGCGUCGUCUUCGUUUUUCAACGACCCGACGAAACGACGCAGCUUGCGGCAGGCGUCGCGGACAGAACAGGCUACGCGCGACUGCCGCGGAGGAGCGCAUCGCCAAGCGAAUUCUCAAGACGAGAGAGAAGACGCAGAAGAGAGGAGCGAGAUGGAGGACGGAGCAGAAGAGGCAGAAGAGCAGGGAAGGGACUCAGGCAGUGACGCUGAGGGAGAAAGCUACUCGGACUCGUCACAGGUGUCCUCUCAGCGGUCGAGAGACGCCGCACAGGAGGAGGACUUGGAAAAAAAGACUUCUCGGGCUUCCGGAACGGACCAAGAGAGCAACAGGUCGGCUUCCUCAGCCAGUCGCUCGCAGGCUUCUUCUCGAGUGUCAAAGAAGAGUGUGCGCAGCGGGCUCAGACGCAAGUCAGCCAAACAAAUAGUGAAACAGGGAUGCGAGUUCUAUAGCUCAGCGUCUUUGGCGGCGCCUCUCUCUUAUUCCUCGCAACAUCCCCCCCAGAAUCCAGAAUUUCGGGUGUCGGUACACCUCAGCGACCCAGAGACCGCACCUCCUCCCGGUGUACAUACACCGCAGCGAUCCGGCUCGCGCACCGACCACUCGCCCCGCAGUCCAAGUGACGCAGAAACGCAGUCCUUUUCAGCUCUGCGCGGCUCUCCGGAGCAUCCAGGGAGCGCAGAUAAGUCGCGCGACCGGAAGAAGCAAGCCCGGGAGAGGAUAGGCGAGGGCGCCAGCAGCCAGGCAGCGUCGCUUCCCAGACGCACGUCUUCUCCAGGGACCGGCCGCUGGACCUCGCCGUCAUCGCCGCGGGGAACCAACUCCGACGCAGAGAGCGGUGCGAGGGAGAAAGGCUCUUACGGAGGGUCUGCUGCCGAGCAAGGGAAUCAGGCUUCGGCUCGGUCGAGUUCCUCUUCGUACUACUCGCCCUACGACGAAGGUCCCUACUCUCGCGAGGGGUCCCAAGGCGGCCCGCCAGACGGCUUCCAGUUCUCGGAUGCGUCUUCUUCCUCCUCUUCGUUACCCUCUUCUUCUGAUUCUGCGUCCAGCGUCCCCCCUCCAUUCAGUUUCCUGCGCUCGUCGAGCUCCUCUUCGCGCCAGACACAGACUGACGAGGGAGACGCGGAGACGGGAGUCGCUCGCAGCGAGCGGCUGCCGCCGUCCUUCGCGUCCCCCCGCCCUCGAGGAGGAGCGGCUGCAGACGAGGCGAAAGAGGAGACGACAGUCAGAGAGAGACACCUCGUGCCAAGCAGCAACGCGCCGCUGCAGAGAGGCGACAGCCGCAGAGAGAUCGGGAGACACGUAGACAGCUCGCGGCUACAUGGCAGGGAGCGCGGGAAGCAGAGAGCGACAGAAGAUACACCAGGAGGAGGAAAGGCUGAACAAGCCGAAAAUCGAAACCCCCGGCAUACACCACUGUCCUCCGCCGCCAGCCACCCGCAAAGUGGUCGCGGGUGCUUGUCUCCGCGCGACCGCUCGCAGGCGUCUGCGGUGCAUGCGAACGCGUCGUCGCCUUCUCGUCCCUCCGCUUUCUCGUCGUCGUCGCUGGCUCCCUCUCGCGGUGAGCCUCGACUGUCUCCCACAAUAGCCGGCGGCUGCCUCGCCGCUGCCGCGCGCGCGCCCGAACUCGCCUCACCGAUUCGCCUUGCUCAUGACCACGCCGCCCGCGGCGAGCCUUGCUGUCACUUAAAGCGGCGCGAGAGGAGGCCCGCGCGGCUGCACUCCGGAGAGGAUUCCGAAGAUGAGACUGACGAGGCGGCGUGCGCGCUGCGCCAUCGCCCAGUGCCAGGGCGGGCGCCGCCCGUGCAUGGCCCUGGCGGCGACCCCGACGCGGGCCUCGAACAGCAUGCAGGCCGGCAGACAGGGAAAUCCGCGCGCAGGAAAAACUCAACAGAGCCCCCUUCGGCAGGACGCUGCGACGGUCCUUCAGCCUCCUCAUCGUGCUCGUCUUCGCACUACUCCGGCGCCGACGAACUCGGCGCGCCCGAGGCGAGGCGGGGCGGCAGGGGCCGACGAAACGGGCCUGGAGGGGCAAGGCCCGCGCUCGAGCCGAGCGAUGGAACGCGCGACCCUUCUGCGUGUCUGUGGGGAGACAUUGUGGAGGAGCGAGCCUCGUCGAGCGACGGUAGACGCUUGAUGGAGAGCCCAGGCAAACGCCCGGUGAGGCGCAGCGGCACAGAGGCUGCAGCAGAGGGAAUCUCGCGCGCCGGCGACCUCCAGCAACUGCGCAACGAGUCGCCGGCGAAGGCGCCCACGGGCCGGGGCUCGGCUGCCGCCCAAGAGGAGGGCUGCGACAGAACGGGAGCACAUGCCCCGCACAGAAGCGCUCCGGGGACCGUGGGGUGCGGCCGAGAGAGCGACAGCGUCCGCCGCGAAGCCCGGGAGCCGCACAGCUCUUCGGCCUGCGAAGCGCCGGCGAUACGCCGUUCAGCGGAGGCGGAGAGAGAGGGCCCGCCGCGCUGCAGCGACGCGCGAGGCAGGACGGAGGGGGCGGAGGACGAAGCGCGGUGCUUCGAGGAACUGCGGCGACACGGAGACCUCACUCAAGUCAUUGCGAAAAUGAAAGACAUGUGCAUCACGAGUCGCACCGCUCGCAAAAUCGACGCCUGCAGACGAAACGCGAACCCAUCGUGCCAGCGGCCGCCGGCGGAGGCGCCUCCUUCCUUAGGCCCCGCCUGCUCGCCGCGGGCCUGCGCCGACCCUCAGCGCGGCUUCCGCCAGCCUCCCUCUGCUUCUCGUUCUUCUGCGAUCGCGCCUCCGUGUUGCUUGGACCCUGAGGAGGAGCGCGGCCGCGGCGAGAGGGAACUCUGUGCACACGCGCGCCUGCAGGCCUUCGGCGCCGAAGAGACCCUUGAGGACGAGGCCCUCGGGCCCGCGGGGUGGGGACCGGGCCCCAGGCCGGGAUCUGCGGCGGAGGACAUGGGGACAGACCCCUUGGAAGAAUUCAGCGAGGAGAAUCUGCAGGUCUCUGGAAUGGGCACCCGGGGCGUCGCCAGCGCCGCUUUUGAAGGCCCUUGCGCGCGCGCGGCUCUACAUGAGGACGAAGAAGGGCGACGAGAAAGAGAGGCGGAGCUCGCAGUCGAAGCAGUGGCCCGAGAGGCGGAUCGCGAGGCCUAUUCCCGCGAACAUCUCGAGAGUCUGAAGGAAAAACUGCGGCGGACCACAGAAACCAACCAGCGACUGCGCAUGCAGGGACAAGCGCUAGCCAUGAACACGCGACAACUGAGAGAGCGCCUCUUCGGCAAUGCAGACGCCAUUCGUUUCCCUCCAUUCCAUGCUUCUUCGGAGCUCCCAUCCGAGAGCGCGAAUUUCGCCUUGGCCCAAGCGGGACGCACCCCCGGCUUCCGCUCGCCCCGCGAAGGCGAGCCGCCCGUUUCUCCUCUGCUUGCGCCGGGCGCAGCGGCUCGCUCAGCGGCGACUUGCCGGCGAGCGGACGACGAGCGAGAAGGAGACAGGUGGACGUCGGGCGCGGAUCCGCCGGCGUUUGGAGCCGCGGCGCUUCCCCAACGGGCCCGUCCCCCGGCGGAGCCUCACGCUGGAGGCGGGAGAGCCUCUUUUCUUUCCGCGCGUGUCGAGGAGAGAGAACGCGGAGACUGCCAGCCGCAGGGCAGCCCGCGUUGGAUGAGAGGCGAGGCAGGGCGACCUGAAGGGACGGGACAGGAAAAAGAACGUAGAGAGUGCGGAGCUCCCUGGAAUGCUCCCUUCUUCCGCAGCUGCUGCGAAGCGACUGGAAUCUCCGAGAGAAGGGGAGACGACGCCGGCGAGCCGCACGCCCUCCACAGCCCCCCGCGGCAGCCUCCGUGUCACCGCUGCUGGGGUCAAGAGGAGGAGAAUCGCGGCUGUCUCCCUUCCUCGCGUCUUGCGUCGCACCGAUGCUCGCUUUCGCCUUCCAAUUGCUUCCAUCCUUCUUCCCUGCCCUUCGCUGAAGAGGCCUACGAACCCAUUCGCGGCGAGCGCGACAGGGAAGAAGCGUGUGUGCCGCAGGUCAGAUCCAUUCCCGAUUCGUUCGCUGCCCGCUCUCGCUGCGGCGACGCCGCUCCCUUCCGCGCGACUUUCCCGCCUCAGGCUUCUUCUUUCUCGUCUUCCUCCUUCUGCGACGAGGGGGUUGGAUCGCCGAGACAGUCAUGCGCAGAUGUCCCCGAGGUGCCUUUGUGGCGGCAAGCUAGCGAUGCGGACGCGCGCUGGGCCUCCGAGUGCGGGGAAGGAGACAGUGGAGAAAAUUGUGGGGCGGGACCCUGGAGACACGCCCCGGGGCAUGCCGUCGCGAUCCAGGCUCCACACUGGCACGCCGAGGCCCGUGGCGAAGCGUGUGCAAGACAGCCCGAUGAAUCAAUCUGGGAGGUCUACGGCGACGCCGGAGAAGACCACGAAGGCGACUUCGUGGCCUCGCGGUCUCCGUCUUUCGAACCCCAUUUCAACGAGACAUCACCAGGUGGAAGGCGCGAAUGCACCCCCCACAGAUGCAGCAGCUUCACCGCGCCUCCUCCUCGUCUUUCGUCGCUACCCAAAGACGUACUGGGUGCUUUACUUGCUUCUCUGGAUCUCAGCCGUUUGAAGCCGCCUCAGAGGCGCGUCAGCGGUUGCUCAGGAGAAGACCAGACAGCAGAGAGAGUUGUGGAGGUUGGGCGCGGCGGCCGCUCAGAUGACAAGAGAAGAUCCCUGAAGAGGGAGACGCCCGCGACUGCCGCGUCCCUGGAGUUGAGAGCCGCGGCUGGGGCUGAAGACGCCGAGGAGGGCGCACUCGAAACAGUCGACGCACAGAAGGCGCUGACCGCCGGCCUGGAUGCAAAUGCCGGUUCCCAUGAAUCGCCAAAUCGAGAAGAUUCGCUGCGGCGCGACUUCUCUUCCUCAGAGGGCUUUCCGCUGCCUCCUCACUGCGCACCCUCCUGCCCGUCUCCUCCGUCGCCCUCCACGGCGCCGUCGUGCGCGUCUCAACCAAUCCCGCCUGCUCCUGAAGCGUCAUCGUUCGAGCUUUCUGCACUGCCGCCUGCGUCGUCUUUUGAUUCGGCGAUUUUCGCCCUCGCGUGCUCCUCCUGUGGAGAUGAUACGAGCGAUAUCGACGCAGAAGGAAGCCGCGCGAGCUCCCCUCAGCCUCCUGUCUCUGCGCGCCGCAGAUCCACGCUGUUUUUCUCUGCAGCCUCGUCUUUCGCGUCCUCCGUGUUCUCCGCAUCCUGCGCUGACCCCCUCUCCCUUCCGCAGCGCGCAGACAGGCAGGCUGAGGCGCGAGGACUGGGCGAGCGAGAGGACGAAGGAGAAGCGGCGCCGGCGGGCGUCCCUUCCAGCGCCGCGUCUCCGCGCCUCGUCUUCGCGCAGGGCCUUUCUUCGCCCGAGCUUCUUCCUCUGAGCAACAGGCCGCGCGCAGAAUCUGAAGCAGGCGCCGCUCAGUCGGCAGAUAUGGAGAGGCUGACUGAGGUCGCCCUGGCUUCGCUGCGGCAGACAAAGGCCUUCCCUGAGCGGGCUCCUCGCUGUGAGUCCUUUGAAACUGCGUGCGAGGCACGAGCAAGCAGUGGAGACGAAGAGGAGGCGGGAGGAGAGGAGACAGAAGAUGACGACGAAGGCGGAGUGGAGGAGAUCGACGUCUUCAGGGCGCCGGCUGGCCUUCUGGGGCCUCGCGGCGAGGAAGCGCAAGAAGCAGACGCGGAAGCGAACGGCGACUCGCAGAGUUGUGUGCUGUGGGGUCUCCUUGUCCCUAGCUCGCAAGAGGUGCCGUUGGGGACUGAGGAGUCUGACCCCCUAACGCAAGCGCGAAUCGCAGAGGACACCUCUUCCGUGAGGCUUGACGAACUAGACGAGGCAGCAAUAGAGGCGAAACCAAAUGUCUCUUGCGCGUCGGAAGCCGCACGACGAGGACUCGAUCUCAGAUGCAUGCCAACUGAGGAGCGCGGACAGGAUGCAGACUGCGGCUGCCGCAAGUCCGCGGAGGUCAGCCAAGACGAGAGAGCGGAGGCGUCCCUCCGCGAAGCGACAGACGCGCAUGGAGGCCUCGAAGAGAAAUCCGAGAACGACAAGAAAGAAGAGACCAACCCGCUGCAGGGAGGUGCUGCGAGCGAGCACACACAGACGAAGGGAUUGAAAGCCGAAGAGGAAGCGGCAUUCGAUUCUGACGCAGGGAGGAAGGCAGAGGAUGACGCACAGGAAUGCGCAGAGAGGAGGAUGGAAAGAGGUGAAACGGCCGAGCGAGACACAGAAGAAGGCGAAGCUGCAGAAGGGUGCGACGAGAGGAAAAACGAGAAAAUUGACGCAAUAGCAGACGGCGCGUCACACACUGCAGCGGAUGAGACCAGCCACCGGACAGAAGAUGAAAAGGAAGCGACACCCUCCGAGUGGAGGGGCGUUGAAACCCACGCGAGAGAAGGCAUACAUGAAGAAGAGGCAGCAGAAGGAUCUCAUUUUGUGAAGUCUCUUGAGGAAGACGAGCCCUGCGGCGCGACAGAGGCUGCCGCCGACGCAGACGAAUGCGCAGGACACAGAGAGGCGAGGCCUGCGAUCCUUCCGGACUGCGCGGCACAUGAGCCGCAACACGCGGCAGCGAAGGAGGAGCUGCUGUCGGAGAGGAUGGUCAACGGGGUCGCGCCUCCGCGUGCAAGCCCUCGCCGCCCAAGCGCCGAGGCGCUUGUGUUUUCGGUGGAGUCACACACCGGCCGCGAAUUGGUUCCUGAAGCCGCACUCGCGACUCCAGAGAAUGAGACCUCUGGCGACGCAUUCGAGGGAGAAGCAGAAGAUUUGGGUGGAGAGCCAGCGGAGGAGGGGGCAGCAAGCGAGGCUGAAGGCGAAGAGACCGACCUGGAGGCAGCGAAGCUCACGGCGGGCAGCGACGAGGAGGAAGCCUCUGCGGACACAGACUACGGGUUCAGCGAGGCAGAGAGACAGCAUGCAGGGGGGUGGCGCGACAGAGAAGACGAAGGAGACGAGAGUCGGCAGACGCAGAGGCGCGCGGAAAGCGUGGAGGGGUAUUCUGGCACUAGCGCAGAUGAGGAUGGAAGAGGGAGAGAGGCGAUCGACGCAGGAACGCGAGGAACAGCGACUGAAGAAAGGGCAGCACCAGAAAAUGAAGCGCAGACCCGCGACCCAGACAUAUCCAUCCGUCCGCGCGAACAGCCGGGAGCCGUGUCGGAGGCACACGAGUUCUUUGGUACGCGCGGAGACGAAGAAGAGGCUCGUUGCCACUACGGCCAAAAAGAGCAGAGGAGACAAGACGAAGAAGACAUGGCGGGUGAGGAGAGCGAAGGAGACGCGUGCGCCUGCAGCCAGAGUGAAGAGGCGGCAAGCGCCGAAAAACACAGGGGGGAAAACUCGGCCGCCGUGGACGCUCCCCUGACUAGGGAAGGCUCCGGCUCCGCUGCACCGGCGGACGCUACAUCUAUCGCUGUCUCUUCGUUGAGCGCGGGAUUCCUUCCCUCCGUAUACUCCUUGCCCGCAAUGCUCCAGUCGGAGAUUGAGCGCUUGGCCCUGUCUUCGCUUCUGUCUCGUUCGUCUUGCAUGCAUCUGUCACCGGGGCGAGGAGCCUGCGCAGACGACGAGCAGGCACGGCCUACGCAAGACGCGAUCGCAGCUCUUUCGCGGUCGCUGUCUUCACCCUCCUCGUUGGAGAGCCCGGUCGCCGGCCUGUGUUCUUCGUAUUUUCUCUGUAGAGCGAGAGAGGCAUGCAGCGAAGAGGAGGCCUCUGCGUUUCGGCGGUGCCUCUCGUCGCCUCCUCCCGCGUCACACGCUUCCUUUGCUGUCUCUCCUCGGCGUUGCUCUCCUCCGCACGGACUGUCACUUGCGUCUCUGGCGUCGCCCAAAUUGCCGCCCGGCGCGGUUUCAGAGCCUUCGCGAGGCCGCGGCGGUCUCCCGCGCGGCACGGAUGCGUCGCUCACCUCGCUGCCGCGGACGCCUGGUUCCGCCAGGCUCGGCGCUUCCUCUGCCUCGCGACUUGCCCAGUCCCUUUUACCUGCAGCUCGCGCCUCCUCUCGCCUCGCGGGUUGUCGCUCGCAUGAUUCCUCACGGCCCCGGUAUUUCUCUGCACGACGCGCGCCGCUUUCGCGGUCUCCGCGGCGGCACCCGUCGCCAGGGUCUUCUUCGCGGACUGUCGCCGCGGCCGCUCGCGCCUCCUCGCUCUCGGUUCGUCCUCACUCGGCGCGGCCUCGCGGGCCUCUGCCCGCUGCGUCGCGCUCAGUUUCCGCCUCCGCCUCCGCGGCGGAGUCUUCACGCACUCGCCCGCCGCACUCUGCGCGGUCGGUCUCGUCGGCGAACUCGGUCUGCGAGUCGCCAUGGCCGCCGUGGAACUCCAACCUGGGGCGCGUGAGGCGAGCUCCGACUUUCGCGGAGAAAGCGCCGAUCUACGCGGUCCUGGCGAGCGGCGGCGAGGCCCUCGGGAAGGUCUGCCGCAGAUGCGACGCGUGCCCCUUCGUCUUUCUUGAGCGCGAGGCAGAGCGCGUGCGGAAACUCGAGUCGCUGUUCAUCGAGCGCGGCAGCCGAGCCGGCAGCGCGCGAGGCGUGCGCAGAGACGACACUGCUUUAGCGUGGGUGGGAGUGAACGCACGAGGAACAAAGGGUCGGGGUCGCGGAGAAGGGGUCGGCGGCGCCGAGACACUCCGUUCCCUGUCUGACUCGGCUUCUUCGGGGGCGAGCAGCGAACUGGAUCUUGAGCUAAGCGAGCGCGUUCAGUUGAGUCUCACGUUUAAGCCCAUGUCGGACGCGCUUGACACGGAGAAGACAAAGCCGAAGCGAGGAGAGGCCGAGUCGCGUGCGAGACUGCACACCACGCGCAACAGUUCUCCAUCGCGUUGCCUGUCGUCUCGCUUCUCCUGCUCAUCAUCGUGCCUGUCUUCGGCCUCCGUGUGCUUUGUGCCUGUUUCUGCGCGCGCGGUUUCGAGGCGGGGCGGGGAGAAGGCAUCCUCCUCGAGCCCUAGAAGGCGCAGCGACUUCGGCGGAGGACAGCGAGACGCAGCGGGCGAAGUGAAUCCGCGGUACCCGCUGGGGCGCUGGUCUUCUGCAUUCUCUUCGAGCUCCAUCCAGUCGCGCCCUUCCUCGUCGCCGUCCUCCCUCUUGGCUUCUACUGCUUCUGCGGCGUCCUACUCCCCCCCACGCAACAGUCUGACGGCGCGCGCCUGGAGUUCGCGCGCGCCGACCGCCUCGCCGCUCGCGCGCGGCUUCUCUUCGCGGUCGCCUAGAGAAGACACCCUCGGCGGGCUGUCCCGGUCGGCCUCGACAGCCAGAGGCAGCGAGGGCAGGAGUCUCGCGACCUCCGCGGAGCACGCGCGCUUCCUCACCUUCCUCCUGCAGCAGCGCCAGCGCGAGCUGUGGAGGGAGAUCGAACGCAUUUCCAGCGCUCGGGCCAACGCCGGCGCAGAGGGAGCCUCCGGGGCGGCGCCGGAGGAGGUGGCGCUUGACGACAGCGCCCGCGAAGAAGCGAGGGCGCGGAGGGAAGAUCCAGGUAGCCGCGAGGCGGCAGGCCGAGGGGCUGAAGAGCCAGUCCCGUGGGCAGAGGAAAACUCGGGGCGAGGGGAUGACGCGCGAAACCGCGGAGAGACGGGAUCGACGAGACUCGCAGGCAAGGCGCCGCCCGCGGCGGAGGAGGUACCCAGCGCGCGAGGGCGGCGUGCGCAGGGAGAGAAGGAAGCAAACGGUCCAGCGGCGGAAGACGGCGAGGCAGCUGUAGACCCCGCCGUGGAGGCCGAGGAGACAGGGACGCAUGUGACGCCAGAGAGACAGGCAAUGGGCGACCCUGAGGAAGAAGGAGAGGGAAGACAGAGGGGUUUAGAUGGCAUGGAUGGCGAUGGCGGGGGAGAAGCAGGAAUUGCCUCGAAGGCAGAGGCGACGACGGAGAUUCUUGCCGGAAAUCUGCAUACAGAGUACGACCUGACGAUGUCGCCCGCAGACGACCGAGAGACUGUGAAGUCAGAUCGAGGCGGAGAAACAGAGAGAAAGGCAAGCGACGCACAGUCUGCCGCUUCUUUUCGGGAGACAGGCCCGACACGUGACGCGAGGCCAGAUGUCGAGAGCGGAAGUGAAAGAGUCUGUUCGCUGCUUUCCGCCUCUCUUUCUCUCGAGUCAGGCGCCUCCGUCGCCCCUUCUCACGCGCCGUCGACGCGUUUCGCCUCCUUUUCGUGUUCGGCAAACACGCGGAGAGUGAGGGGCUCCACGCCGGGAGAACGCAGCGCUGUCUCUCUUUGGAGGCGCCCGCCAUCGCCGACACCGCCUCGCCUCAGCAAGGGCGCCUGGUAUUCUGCGGCUGUCCCGCGUCGGGCCUUUUCGCUCCUCGCAGCGGCGCCGGAGGAGGAGGCCGCGAAGCCGGGACCCAAGUUGAAGAAGGGUAAUCCAUACGGGCGCGUCAAAUCGGCGGGAAAGUGA
This is a messenger RNA of Besnoitia besnoiti, 13119 nucleotides long. RefSeq lists its product as uncharacterized. The record is from RefSeq and is a predicted model, not a curated record. The coding region runs from base 1 to 13119 and encodes 4372 amino acids. The transcript is spliced from 6 exons. NCBI's taxonomy places the organism in Eukaryota, Apicomplexa, Conoidasida, Eucoccidiorida, Sarcocystidae.